AUAAAAGGUUUGCAACUGUAUCUGAACAAAUCCCAAAAACACCCGCGAGAAGAACGAGCCAAACCGUAUACACAAUGGGCCAAUGUGAAUGCGCAGCCCAGUUCGGCCAGAUCCAAAACGGAUGAAUUUAUCACCACCAAGCACCAACAUUAUCACACGCUCAGCGCGGUACGAUCGCAAGACUUGCGUGCUGAAGAUGCAAGCCGGCAGACUAGCGAGGAAUGGUUGGCUAAUCACGGAUUGGUGGCCUUAAAUUUGACCGCACGUGACCUCGUCGCCAUGGGACGCAUUGUUUCCCCGGACACGGAAACAUCGACUCCAGAACGACUACGCAUGGGAGACAAAAUGACAGUUCAGCAAGACCUGAAACGAAAUCCGCCAGAAGCGCUGGAGUAUGAUUUAGAAACGGUCACUGAAUACGAAUGUAAGCUGCAUUCAGCGAUGGCGAACUACACGUUGAGAAUCAAAUGGUUAAUGCAGAGUUCACGACGUGUAUUUGGUGUGAUUAAAGGUGAACAUAUCGGUCUCCUGUUGGAUGCGUCGCAUAUGAAUUUGGGCUACGGUCGCGAUCGUUUGUACCGGGAUUACCUUAUUCAGUUGAUCGACGAACAGCUCGCGGCGAAACACAUCCAGACCGUUUUCGUUGCCACCUACGGGACACAGACCAGUAUGCUAUGGCCAGUACCAAUGACAGUCAAUGGGAGAGUGUUGGAAGAGUUGAAAACUUUUGUCCGGGAAGAGAUGAAGCCUUCGGGAAGUUCAAAUCUUUUGGAUGGGAUCAAGAAGUUCCCGUUAUGCAAUUUCCGUUAUAAUUCAGUGACGCCGAUAUUCGCGGCGGGUUCGAACAAGAAACCAGAGAUGAAACGGGCUGAUAGCCUAAAACUGAUAUCUUUUUCUGGUCCUUUAUAUCCUCAAAUAUUUGGUGGUUAG
Messenger RNA from Echinostoma caproni, 930 nucleotides. The record is from the annotation of a GenBank genome assembly. NCBI's taxonomy places the organism in Eukaryota, Metazoa, Platyhelminthes, Trematoda, Plagiorchiida, Echinostomatidae.